This is a messenger RNA of Penicillium argentinense, 2103 nucleotides long. RefSeq lists its product as uncharacterized. NCBI's taxonomy places the organism in Eukaryota, Fungi, Ascomycota, Eurotiomycetes, Eurotiales, Aspergillaceae. The transcript has a single exon. Bases 1 to 2103 code for a protein of 700 amino acids. Gene Ontology annotation, molecular function: DNA-binding transcription factor activity, RNA polymerase II-specific; zinc ion binding; sequence-specific DNA binding. Gene Ontology annotation, biological process: DNA-templated transcription; positive regulation of transcription by RNA polymerase II. Gene Ontology annotation, cellular component: nucleus. The record is from RefSeq and is a predicted model, not a curated record.
AUGGCGGAUGGAUCGCCAUCCCAAUCGCAGCUGCAACGACCAGGCUCGUCGCGAGCGCGCAAAAGAGUCAAGGUCACACGAGCAUGCGACACCUGCAAAUCGCGCAAAAAGGCCUGCACCGGAGACAUUCCCUGUCAGUUCUGCGUGCGAUCCAAUCUGCGCUGCUCGUACAAAGUGCCCUACCACCGAGGAUCCGCCACCACCCCACUACCAUCCGCACCAGGCGGAAAUGUGCCCCGGCUCGCCUCUACCCCGUCAAUCCCCACAUCAGCCAUGUCAGCAUCAACCCCAGAUCCGGAAUCUGUUGUGGGGGCCCAAUACCGAGGUCCGGCGUCAGCCCACUCGUUUCUGGACCGUGCCGUGAGGAAUUUCCGCGGGACGCAGCGGGCGUUGAAUUCAGCGUCGGAGGAUGCGCAUGCUUCUAUCUUCUCGCAUGGUGAUCGGCAUGCGCCGCCCAUUCCCGAGUCGCAGAUACAAUGGCCGAGUCGGGCGGCUGUUGAUUGGCUGGUGCGACGAUACUUUGAUUUCUCUUCGCCGACUUAUCGUGUGCUGCAUCAAGGCACGGUGGAAGGAUGGGUAAAUACAUUGUUUGGACAAGAGGUUCGGACCGCGUCAGGUCCAAACCCUGGACCGUCACCAGCUGUGAGGGCUAUUGUUUUGAUGAUGUGUGCAAUCGCAUCCUCAUUUUCGGACAUGCAUGAUAUGCCGGCGGAACAUGUUGCGAGAAAUACACUACAAGGACAGCAGAGUGAAACAUACUAUCAAAUGGCAGACCAGCUUCUCGUGCAGGAGCAAGGCUCACCGUCCUUGGAAUCAGUGCAGGCUCGGUUUCUCACAGUUUUGUAUCUUCUUGGCACAUCGCGCAUGAAUCGAGCCUGGUUCAACUUCGGCUCUGCCGUCCAACUCCUGAUGGCGCUGGGACUGCACAGAAAACAAACACACUCACGAGCGAUAGCUUCCCUAGCUUCUACCAAAGUUGCCAUUGAAUGCUCUAAGAGAGUACUUUGGUGUUCUUUCACCUUAGACGAAUAUCUCAGCCUGAUCCUUGGUCGACCACGACUUCUUCGAGAAGAAGAUAUAGACCAGGAUUAUCCUACGCUUGUCAAUGACGAGCAAAUAGAUGCGCAUCCACCUCGCUCUCGCCUACAGCGAAACUGCCUCAUGGAUGCGCCUGUCUGUCAUGCAAAACUUGCUCGCAUUCUAGCCAAGGCUUCACAAGACCUCUACUCAAUUCAACCAUUCGAAAAAGAACAGGAAGUCGUACUGAUAAAUAGCCUCGUCGAGCGAAUCACACAGUGGCAAUCUGAGCUUCCACCUCUUCUCGGUGACUGGGUCUGCCCGAGCAGUCUCAUAUCCAUUUUCCAAAGACAGUUGACCGUGAUAAGACUGGCCCGUUUCCACGCUCUGAUGUUUGUCACGCGCCCUCUCCUUUUACGAGACUAUUGCCAGGAAUCAGAGCAGGGCGAUGAUUCUAUAAGGCUACAUCUACGGUCUUGUGUCAACACUGCCCGAGCCACCUUAGAGCUGGUACUGGAUCUUGUCAAAGACAACCUACUCUAUCCCGCUUUCUGGUUUACGCAAUACAUUGCCUUCAACGCCCUCUCAAUUGUCUACAUCUAUCUCAUACACAGCAAGAAGGGCCGAAUUCCUCAUGCAUGGCUAUUUGGAAAUGAUUUACCCUCUUCAACGGUUUCUCCAGACCUACUCUACAAACUAGCCGAGGAGACACAAUAUCAUCUUGGUCAAGCUACCGAAAGAAAUGCCCUCGCAUGGCGAUACAACAUUGUUCUUGAGGCUUUACGAUUAGAGGCCACUGGGCAAAUAUCGGAAACAAGCAAUGAUGGUGACGAAACAAUGAACCGGACGCAACAAGAUCUUGGCCAUCACCCGUCAUCCCAAUUAGUUGGGGCGAAUGACAAUCCUCCCUUUGAGCACGGAUUACCGGCUGAGCAGUCUCUUGUCGAUUGGGAUAGCUUCCAAGCCCCGAUCACCUACGAUGCCGGAAUUGGGACCAUGUUUAACUUUGCUGAUGAUCUCUGCCUCGAUUUUUGGCCCCAGCUAGAUCGACUGCCUACCUGUAAGUUUAUACGCUAUGUGAGAUGA